AUGGAAUCAUUUACGGCGUCUUCUAGGUUCCAAUUCCGUGACCACCAGCAACCGGAGGAUGCAACAGAUUCCGAUGCCAGUUCCGACAUCUCCUCCUUGUCUAGCGACAGAGAUGAGGAGUCCGAGCUCGAAUCCAUGACCGGAAAGGGGAUAAGGCGUCUUUGUACGGAGCUACUGGAAAUAAAGGCGACAUCGGAUGAGGAUUUUCAUAGAAAUAUUUUCGCUAAUUAUUCUACCUUUGUUGGAGUAUAUGAGGAAGUAAAAGAAAUGGAAAAGGAAUUGAUGCAGCUGCGAACCCAUGUUUCAAUGCAAAAGAGGCUUGUAAAAUAUCUAACUGAUAGUGUAUACCUAAGGGUUUUAUCAGAGGAAACCGUGGAAUCAAUCACUGAGGAGCUGAAAUGUGAUGAAUAUGCUCCCUUAAAUCAGUUGGAGGCUCACAUCAGUAAUAUUUCAGAAACCCUGGACAUGCUUCUAUCAGAAAAUCGAGCUGAUGAUGCUAUUGCAAUUUUAGAAAUGGAGGAAGAAAACCUACAAGAGGUGCAGCUUGAAGAUGAUAUACCAUCAGAUGUCUUAAUGUUAUAUAACUCUGCAAUUUCUGAGAGGAAGGCCAUGCUUACAUUGCAAUUAACUCUGGUCGCUGAAAAUUCAAGAAUUACUGCUGCAGAACUCCAGAAGGCACUAGUUGGAAUUUGCAGGCUGGGCGAGGGUCAUCUAUCAACUCAGUUAUUGCUCAAAUAUUAUCAUUCACGUCUUGCAACUGGAAUAAAUAAUUUACAGAGUUCAAAAUCAUUUUUACAAGGGUUGUAUAUCAAAGAACUUUCAAAAUUUGUAUUUUCUAUGAUUUCUCAAGCAGCAAGGAGCUUUGUAAUGCUUUAUGGAGAAACUUCUCCUUAUGCUUUAGAACUAAUUCUAUGGGCUGAAAGAGAAAUUGAAGUAUUUGUUGUUUCUUUUGCUAAACAUCUUAAAUCUACCUCAGAAAUAAGCAGUGGACUGUCUGCAGCGGUAGAAGCUGUGCAGUUUGCAAUCUCAUAUUGCUCUUUAUUAGAAGCUCAAAGAUUGGUAUUGCAGCCAUGCUUGGUUAAGCACCUUCGCACUUGUAUGGAAGAUGUUUUAGAGACACAUAUAGACCAUUUUAAGAAAGUCAUCAGCAUCUUUACGGCUACUGAUGCUUGGGUUUUGGGCAGAUAUCUCGUAUCUGGAAUCUUGAAUGAAGACUGCUCUUAUAUGGUUGUUGGGCAGCAACCAGAAUACUGUAUGCUCACUAACAGUGGCCGGAAGUUUGUAACUCUGUUGCAGGCUAUCAUCAAGGAUGUUACCCCUUUAGCUGCCCUUCAAAUGGAAAGUUCUAUCCUUUCUGGACUCAGUAACCUCUUCAUAGAGUAUAUUGCCAUCCUUGAAAAAGCUAUCAGCUCCAAAAUAAAUGUGCCAGAAAAAGGAGGUUCAAGAAUAAUUUUGGCAGAGUCAGUGCCACAACAAGUUUCAAUUCUAUCAAAUCUGUCAACGCUUGAACGUUUCUUUUCUAGCACUCUCACAAGCAUUUUCAGCGGCAUCAACUGUAGUGAUUCUGAGCUAACAAAAAAUGGUUCUCAGCAGCAGGAACUUGAUAGUUGUUUGAUGGUCAUUCAACAAGCUUCUGCUCAGCUUAGAGCUCAGUUCUUCCAGCAAUUUAUAUACAGAGUAGUGUCUCUUGAGGUCUGCAAAUGGACCCCAGAAAUAUGUGUUGAUAGUGAGACUUGUUCCAGCCUGGGUAAUGGUCCGAUGGCGAUGCCCUCUGCUGUCUUUCAGGUGUUGUUUCUGGAACUGAGGAAAUUAGAUAAACUUACUGAAUUCAACGUUUUUGAAGUGGAUUGGUUGAUGGAGCUUUUAAGAGAAUUGAUUGAAUCCAUAUUUGUCUGGAUUUCAAACAACAAAGAUAUUUGGAAAACUAAUGAAGAAAAUCAGUUUGUUCUAGACAUGCAUUUUCUAGUGGAAAUCACAAGGUAUGGAGAAUACUUCUCCAAGAACCCCGUGGUUCCUGCAAAUCUCAUGAAAUCAUCCUUCAUUUCAGCUGGAUUGGAUCCUAUAAGAGAUGAUGAUGAUGAGUGGGCUACAAAAGCUGCAGCUGAAGCAAUUCAAAGGCUGCUGGAAAUAGAGGAAGUCAAAUCACAUUCAAAUGGUGAGAUAGGUAGUGAUCUUGUUGUUCCACCAGAAAAUCAUUCUGAUCAUGCAAGUGAAACUCUCCAGGAUGAUGCUAGAAGUUCAUUAGAGGUUUUUUCAUUGUCAGAAGAGGAUCUAGUGGCCACAGAGGAAUCAGAAGUUGCUGUCAACAAUAGAAAAGUGACAUUGAAUACAGAGUUGAAUGGUCCUGAUUUUUUAUCCGAUGCUAUGAAAGAUGAGUUUUAUUCUGUUGAUAAGAGCACAACACAUCCGCCAGACAUUUCCGGAGACUUGGACAAUAUUGAACCUGAAAAUGCAGCAUAUGAUAGAUUUCAUUUUGCACAAGAAACCAGUUUACCGAACCUGCUGUUAUCCGUGGGUAUUGGUAAAGCUUCUGAAAAAAGUUUCCCCACUGACAGGAUUGCAAGCCCCAGAAGUUCCAGCUAGCCUGCAAAGCAAGGAUAAAUAAACAGCCUGGAAAUGGCUGCCUCUUUUCUUAUUAAAGAUUGCGAAAAGAUUCAACUAGCAGCUCUAAGCAAGAGAGACCAUUGAUGAUAAAGAAUUGGAAAGGUAUGAAAGGCAUCAUUCUUAUUUAAAGAGGAGAAAACGAAUAGCAUAUGAAGAACAAUGACAGCAAAAUGGUAAUGCCUAGCAACAGCCGUUUAGUGUGAUGCUUUAUAAAUUCAGAAUUAAUAUAGAUGAAGUAAAGUCCUGGAUUUUUAUUUUAUUAUUAUUAUUAUUAUUAUUAUUUUAGUUGAAAGUGGAAUCAGCAAGGUUGUCACUUCUGUUUUUCUUUGCUAAAAAGGAGGGAACAAAAAAGUUUGUUGGCUAAUUUCUGGCAAGACAAGGUUAGUAAUGCACAAGAACCAUUGCUUUGUAUGA
This is a messenger RNA of Hevea brasiliensis (rubber tree), 3018 nucleotides long. RefSeq names its product exocyst complex component EXO84B. The record is from RefSeq and is a predicted model, not a curated record. Gene Ontology annotation, cellular component: exocyst. Gene Ontology annotation, biological process: Golgi to plasma membrane transport; exocytosis; intracellular protein localization. The transcript has 7 exons. NCBI's taxonomy places the organism in Eukaryota, Viridiplantae, Streptophyta, Magnoliopsida, Malpighiales, Euphorbiaceae. The coding region runs from base 1 to 2583 and encodes 860 amino acids.